AUGGCGUGUUUCUGUGUUCCGGUGCUUGUGCGCGUACGGUCCGUAUGUGUGUGUGCGUGCGUAGGGCGUAUCGCAUCGGUCGCUACUGCCCGCUGUGCGAUCGCUCCUUCAUCGGGCCCAAGGGGACAAUGCAGCUCGUCAUUUGUAAGCUCUGCGAUAGGCAACUGCAUCAAGGUACGUCAUCGUAGCGCGCACCCCCCACUCCCGUCUUCCCCAAACACCUCCCGCUCCCCAACAGCAGCUCCUCCACCCGGCUCCCCCACCUCCCCGCACAACCCUGCGCCGGGUUCCCAACGCAUUGCACGUUGCGUAUACGUUCCGUUUGCGGGAUCAGUUAAACCGAAUAUU
This is a messenger RNA of Brenthis ino (lesser marbled fritillary), 348 nucleotides long. The record is from the annotation of a GenBank genome assembly. NCBI's taxonomy places the organism in Eukaryota, Metazoa, Arthropoda, Insecta, Lepidoptera, Nymphalidae.